Urocitellus parryii (Arctic ground squirrel) is the source of this 3563-nucleotide messenger RNA. It is a transcript of the gene Rsad2, whose product is annotated as radical S-adenosyl methionine domain containing 2. Gene Ontology annotation, cellular component: lipid droplet; endoplasmic reticulum membrane; endoplasmic reticulum. NCBI's taxonomy places the organism in Eukaryota, Metazoa, Chordata, Mammalia, Rodentia, Sciuridae. Gene Ontology annotation, biological process: positive regulation of immune response; defense response to virus. Gene Ontology annotation, molecular function: catalytic activity; 4 iron, 4 sulfur cluster binding. The record is from RefSeq and is a predicted model, not a curated record.
AUGAGGAUGCUGCUGCCCUCCGCUCUGGCUGCGCGCCUGCUGGGCGCCUUCAGGCAGCCCCUGCUGCACUCGCUCUGGAGGGGCCUGGCCCCCCUGCUGUACUGGCUGAGGGCAGCCUUCUGGUGGCCAGGUACAGGGAAGGGACAGCAGCCGGUCGGAGAGAGAGCUGAGGGGAGCCAGGAGGAGGAGGCGGACGGCGACCUGCCCAUCACCCCCACGAGCGUCAACUACCACUUCACGCGGCAGUGCAACUACAGGUGCGGCUUCUGCUUCCACACGGCCAAGACGUCCUUCGUGCUGCCCCUGGAGGAGGCCAAGAGGGGGCUGCUCCUGCUCAAGGAAGCCGGGAUGGAGAAGAUAAACUUCUCUGGCGGAGAGCCCUUUCUUCAGGACCGGGGCGAGUACCUGGGCCAGCUGGUGAAGUUCUGCAAGCAGGAGCUCCUCCUGCCCAGCGUGAGCAUCGUGAGCAACGGCAGCCUGAUCCGGGAGAAGUGGUUCAGGGACUACGGUGACUACUUGGACAUUCUCGCCAUUUCCUGUGACAGCUUUGAUGAGGAAGUCAACGUCCUUAUUGGCCGUGGCCAAGGAAAGAAGAACCAUGUGGAAAAUCUUCAAAAGCUGAGAAAGUGGUGCAAUGAUUACAGAGUGGCUUUCAAGAUCAACUCUGUCAUCAACCGGUUCAACGUGGACGAGGACAUGAACGAGCAGAUUAAAGCCCUGAACCCUGUUCGCUGGAAGGUGUUCCAGUGCCUCCUGAUUGAGGGCGAGAACUGUGGAGACGAUGCCCUGAGAGAAGCACAAAGAUUCGUCAUCGGUGACGAAGAGUUUGAAGAAUUCUUAGAGCGUCACAAAGGAGUGUCCUGCUUGGUGCCCGAGUCCAACCAGAAGAUGAAAGACUCCUACCUUAUCCUGGAUGAAUAUAUGCGCUUUCUGAACUGCAGAAGUGGCCGGAAGGAUCCUUCCAUGUCUAUCCUGGACGUUGGAGUGGAAGAAGCUAUAAAAUUCAGUGGGUUUGAUGAACGUAUGUUUCUGAAGCGAGGAGGAAAGUACGUCUGGAGCAAGGCCGACCUGAAACUGGACUGGUGACGCUGUCAGCAGAGCAAGGGCCAACCCACCGGAGGCCAGCCCCACGUGUGGCUGCCGUGGUCUACAGGACCUGCACACUGGUCUUUCUCAGUGGCCAGAAACCUGCGCAUCAUGUCGAAUUGCCUGUGGGCACUGAACAUAGAAAUCACCUGCGGAACUGAAGUCCACACUUCAGUUAGUUGGCUUAGUGCUGUAUUGUUAUUUAAAAGGUUCUCAGCCGACUGUGAACAAGAGCACAAUCAUCUAGUUCAAAGAUGCCUUGGUGAGAAAUAAGCUACAAGGAUACCUGGGCAAGGGAGGGGGGAGCAAUCCAUAAUUCCAAUGGAUUUGGUAUUUUCAGCAAAAUUUCCUGUGACUGCUGUGUUUUUAUUUCAAAGCUAUUUUUUCCAGUUUCGUUUUUGUCUUUCUUUUAUUUGAUCAUCAGUUAUUUCCUGCUAAACACUGAUUGAAAUGUCACUUUUCACCUUAGAAAUAUUAUCAAAUACUGCCUCCAGUUACUUCUGCUUAUUGUAAAGCUCCUUCAUUUUCUGUCUUUAGAUCACUGAAAUCUUGGGAAUUUUAUUUAGAAUURUAGAAAUGGUCCACAGACAUUUUAAUGAACAAUGAAGGAAACCCACCUAUCUCCAAGGAGCACCUGCUUCUUGAGCAAGGGGACCCCUGGUGCCCGUGCUGUCUGUGCUACACAGAUUCUUCUUCAAAGACCCUUGGCACAACCAGCAGACUCCACGUUCCCUGAGAUGGAACAAGAGUGGGACUUCAAUUGCUGUGAACACCUACUUUUCAGGGCAUGGGAGUGUCAAGUGAAAACGUGACUUUUCAUUUGACCAGAUGUUUGUCUUCAAAGCUCUGAAAAUUGACAGUGUGGGCUAUUCCAUAAAAACCCGCCAAGUGCACCUGCAGUUUAUGCAAGUGAAGCCACAGCACACCUUAUAGCAUUUCUCCUUUAACGUUGAGUCAGUGGAAACAAGAUACAGUCUAGGCCAGUAGGAGAGAAAACUCUUCCUUUCUUUUCUAGCUCUAAGAGGGAAGCAUAGGAAAUAAUGACACUUGAUCAACAUUUUCUCCUUGUAUAAAUACAUCAUGUGGUUUCAUUAUGUAACUUAGAUAGUAUCUCGUUACCUGGAAUAGAAUAAUUUCCUAUCAUUGUUUCAAGGAAGCAAAAUCAUAGAAAUUUUUUUUUUUUUGCCAAUUUAAUUAGACUGCAAUUCCAGAAGGCCUCACUAGGGGGCACUUUAGUGUCUCAUUUCAUUUGGAAACUUGUAGAAAUUUCCCUGUUCAUAAUCAAAUUUCAGGACUUGGUAAUUUUGUUUCUUUUUUGUUUUAUGACUUUCCCUUUUUUAUUGUAUGUUUUUGUUUUUGCAGCACUGGGGCUGGAACUCAGGGCCUUUUACAGGGCUUGGUGAUUUUGAAAAGUUUGGUUUUGUGAUUUUUUUUUUCUUAAAAAAUAUAUUCCUAUUUUAGUUUUUAAGUCAUAUAAUUCAACUGAAAUAUGUGUAUCCCAUCCAAAAUUAGAUAAUUGUUUGUAUUUUCUACUUUUUUUCCUUUUUCAAGAGAAAAAAAUGAAUCAGGAAACGUUUUCCCCAGGGGUUUUGAUGGCACCUAAGCAGGCCUUGCCAGAUGUAAUCAGCUGGAACAUGAAACAGAUUUGUCGUUUGCAUGAGUGUGCUUUGGCCCUGUGUGAGAAAGCCCUGAGAUGCUCUGAUGUGCUGCCAGGGCUCAGCCAGCUGAUCUGAAGGCAGGUCCCACUGAAGCCCAAAUCUUCUGAAGUGGAUUAGAUUUAUUUCUAGUUGAGGGAAACUGCUUGUCUUUCCUCUAAGGAAAAUAUGAUGCAAAACAAGAGGUGCAUUUGAGAUAUAAGCUAUUUUAAGUAUAUUUUCCAGCUGUUUGAGCUGCUAUUAACCCUCUCAUUUACCGUCAGGAUUUGUAAAGCAUUGAUGUUUAAAAUAUUUAAAUGUCCCUUUUUCUUAAAAGGAAGAAAUGGGAAUUUUUAACACUGCAAUAAUAUUUAAGCUCACAUAGUGUUUUACAUAGUGUUUUGCUUUUUUUUCCGUUUUAAAUAUGAGUGUUAGUUUUGUGGAAAAUGUUGCUUCUUAUUGAGACAAUGAAGCAUAGUUUAGUUAUAUAUCUUACUUCAAGUGUAAGUACAAAUGUUUUGUGGUGCUUUCAAUUAUUGCUUAAGUUCAGUGUCCACUUGGCACUAACCAUCUCUAUUAUUAGAUGAUAUAUCAUAGAGCAGUUUCCUUUUUUUCCCCCCAAAUUGAAGGUGAUUGAGCUCGUUUCACUGAAUUAUCUGAAAAAUAGGCCCUAUUUUAUCUCUAUCAGAUUUUGGAGUCCAAUUGCUGCAUAGACUGAAAACCAAAUAAGCAAACACUGUAGCAAUAAGGUCCCUUUAAGCAAUAAUGUAUUAUGUGUGUUUUGCUCUUGUUGAAAGUAUUCUAUUAAGUAAGUUGUGUUUGGACAGAGACUGUUUUGUAACA